Molecule: messenger RNA, 756 nt
Organism: Colletotrichum orchidophilum
Lineage: Eukaryota; Fungi; Ascomycota; Sordariomycetes; Glomerellales; Glomerellaceae
Exons: 2
Coding region: 1-756 (251 amino acids)
Biological process (GO): protein deubiquitination
Molecular function (GO): deubiquitinase activity
Source: RefSeq, a predicted model, not a curated record
AUGCCUCCCCGAUCGAGCAAUCCCAGAGAGUCUACAGCGUCGCACAGGUCGACAUUGUCAUUAUCCAAGACCGAAGUCACAAUCCAUGUCUAUGAUCUGCUUCCUCCAGGCCGCCUAUCCUCUGUUCUUUGGACAUUUGGCGCUUCGCUACUGCACUCAGGCGUCGUGAUCAAUGGCAGAGAGUAUGCCUAUGGCGGGCACGAGCGACGCGGCGUGACGGGAGUUUACUGGACAAAGCCAAAGACGGAGCCCCCCGGCGGCACUUUCAAGUCCGAGAUCCUCCACGGCUUCACCUUUGCGACCCAGGCCGAGAUCGACACAAUCCUGGAAGAGGCCUCGAAAGACUUCCUCGGCACUUCCUACAACCUCUUGACGAAAAAUUGCAACCACUUCACCUCGUAUCUCUGCAGAAAGCUUACCGGGCGUCCCGGUCCCGGCUGGCUGAACCGUGCGGCAAGCAUCGGCGUCGCAUUACCCUGCGUUGUCCCCAGGGACUGGAUCGACCCACCCGAGUACGAUACCGCCGACGGCGCGCUUCUGGAGGACGAGGACGAUAAUGCGCACGAAGGCUCUAGGAUGCUGAAGCAAUCGCCGCCAAGAUUCCUCACCGAGAAUUCCAAGGGUCGAGCUGACGAUGCCGACUGGGAUAGCGAGGAGGAACGACGACACGGCGGCAACGGCAAGGGCAAGAAGGCUGUGAGAGAUACCGCGGGUCGUGAUUUACCUGCUGCCGAGAGAGCUCCGGAUCGGAAGUAG